Necator americanus (New World hookworm) is the source of this 867-nucleotide messenger RNA. RefSeq lists its product as uncharacterized. Bases 1 to 867 code for a protein of 288 amino acids. The record is from RefSeq and is a predicted model, not a curated record. The transcript has a single exon. Lineage: Eukaryota; Metazoa; Nematoda; Chromadorea; Rhabditida; Ancylostomatidae.
AUGAGUGAUAGGAUUGAAAAAGUCUUGAAUGAACGACAGCCAUGCAAGCAAGCAGGGUUUCGAAAAGGAUUCAGUACGAUUGACCACAUUCGCACUGUUUCGAAACUCAUCGAGGUAUCACGAAAGUACAAGAUGCCGCUCUGUCUCACCUUCAUCGACUUGAAAAAGGCCUUCGACCCAAAUGAGACGGAAGCGGUCAUGGAAGCCUUGCACAACCCUACUCAGUUCAUAAAGGUAUUUCGAGAGUUGUACAGUAACUCCUCGACCGGAAUUUCGCCAUUCUACAAGGAUGUCAUCAUUGACGUGAAGAAGGGGGUCCGACAGGGUGAUACAAUCUCACCCAAUAUAUUCACAGCCACUCUCAAGAACGGAGUGCGAAAUUUGGAAUGGGACGACAUUGGAGUGAAGGUUGAUGGUCGGCAGCUACACCAUUUGCGCUUUGCUGAUGACAGCGUACUGAUAACACCUAGCACCAGCGAAGCGGAACGAAUGCUGACCGAAUUCGACGGAACAUGUGGAUGCAUCGGUCUUCAGCUGAAUCUGAAAAAGACGAUGUUCAUGCGCAACGGAUGGGUCUCGGAUGCCCCAUUCACGCUCAACGGAACGGACAUAUCCGAAUGCACCAGUUACGUUUAUCUGGGACGGGAUUUGAACAUGAUGGACAACCUGACCCCCGAGCUGGGCAGGAGGAGACGAGCGGCUUGGGGAGUGUACAAGAGCAUUGGGGAUGUAGUGAAGAAGACCAGGAACACUUCGUCGCUCGUCUCCUCGGCUUCGUGCUCACCUCUUCAACACUACCGUACAUCCUUUGACCUAUGCUUCGGAAACCUGGGCGUUUCGCAAAGCGGUGAGCGUCGGCGUAACUGA